AUGGACAUCCUGAGCCAGGUUGUUCCACGUCUGGUAGCUGUAAUACCAGACGAGUUCAGUUUAUCGACGAGGGUAGUGCCUCGGAAAGUGGCAAACAGCGAUGAGUCAGGCCGUGAAUACUCAGACAUCGAAGAUUUAUCCAUCAGGCGACAUUUCUCCUUCACUGGGGAAACAGAGAUGAGUCAAUACAUGAAUUCGUUGAACUUCUACAGCGUAAAUUCUAUAACGGAAGUUACCUCACAUACUGCAAACAAUUCAACGUCUCUGUAUCGAAAGUAUAUUGAGAAUGUGUUGAAAACCAGAGGAUUAGGCAAGUCUCUCACAUUUCUGCACCGUUUACAUAAUGUUGUGUUGCGAAAAGCUCAGCUGACACUGGAGAAACCGGGUACACAAGAGCACGAAGACGAUUAUUUGUUCGUCGAAGAGGACAUACCAUGUAUCGAACCACCCCUUGAAAAGGUCCAAGAGAUUGAACUGCGCCGUUACGGAGCUUGGAGCGAUGAGGCUAAAAAAUUGAAUCUGCCUUCGUAUGUUUCGGCCUUCAUCUUUUUAUCACUUAUCCCAUUAGAAGUGAUUCAAGAGUUCCUCAAGAUGCGGUUGGAAACAAAACCAAUGCAACCGAAUCCGCUAAGUCUUGAACAACACAUCAAAGAGCUCAAGGAAGGUCUUACUUUGGCCAUGAUUCAUCGCGAUCGUUUUCAAAAGCACAUCAAUACAGCGCUUUAUGAGCGGGAGUCAGAGUUGGAGAGAUAUAUGACUGUUUUGGAAACAUUCGACGGUACAGUCAAGAAUAUCUUUGAGCUGUACUUGGAAUUUGCUGAGCAGUGGAUAUUAGUGGCCACACCAGAAUGCCACCAAAAUCAGCAUUGGACGAAGAAUGGCGUUUUACGAAGCUUGUUUGUCCAAUGAUUCCUGGACAACAUGCUGCCGCUGCCAAACGGUUUUGUAAUAUUGUAGAGAAAGUCCUAGAAAAUACGGGUAGGAAAAUGUAUUCA
Molecule: messenger RNA, 995 nt
Organism: Aedes aegypti (yellow fever mosquito)
Lineage: Eukaryota; Metazoa; Arthropoda; Insecta; Diptera; Culicidae
Product: mitogen-activated protein kinase kinase kinase 4-like
Exons: 1
Coding region: 1-909 (302 amino acids)
Biological process (GO): MAPK cascade
Source: RefSeq, a predicted model, not a curated record